GCCUUCCCUAAUCUGUAUUGCGCCUUUGCAUUAUCCACCUUCGGGAGAGGAGGAUUUAACUAUCUACUUCUGGUAUCUGCUACUCUUGGCGCGGGAAUACAGGAAGUUGUAGAACGGAAUGUGGGCGUGGAGGAGUGUUUUCAUUCGAGCUUUGGGUUUCGACUGUGCAAAUAUUUCAUGUGUGUAUCGUCUUAGCGUCUUUGCGCACUUGUCUUGUGCCAUUAUGUCAUUCGUUGUAAGGCGGUAUUCGAGUUUUUCACCUCUUGGUCGGAAUACUUCGCAUACCUUUGUUUUCCGGGCGAAACCAUUCAUUCUGGAGGUGAGGGAAAGGCUGUCCCUUAUAUUUCCGUGCCUCAGUUGUUCCAAAUUUUAUGUGGACCCGUGGAUACGUGCCUGGUCCGUCAUUGUAAAGUCCCUGACAUCCUAUUACCUUAACCCUUAUUGGUCAUGAAAUCCAGCUCUGAAUUUGUCUAAUAAAAACAAAAGGACUGA
Somion occarium is the source of this 492-nucleotide messenger RNA. NCBI's taxonomy places the organism in Eukaryota, Fungi, Basidiomycota, Agaricomycetes, Polyporales, Cerrenaceae. The record is from the annotation of a GenBank genome assembly.